This is a messenger RNA of Rhagoletis zephyria (snowberry fruit fly), 530 nucleotides long. RefSeq names its product collagen alpha chain CG42342-like. Gene Ontology annotation, molecular function: extracellular matrix structural constituent conferring tensile strength. Lineage: Eukaryota; Metazoa; Arthropoda; Insecta; Diptera; Tephritidae. Gene Ontology annotation, biological process: extracellular matrix organization. Gene Ontology annotation, cellular component: collagen type IX trimer. The record is from RefSeq and is a predicted model, not a curated record.
GUCCUCCAGGCGUACCUGGCGAACGUGGUGAGGUGGGGCCAGCUGGACCAGCUGGUCCGCCCGGCGAAAAAGGUCCACGCGGCAAACGUGGCAAGCGGAUAUUCGGUCCUGGUGGCGCUAAGGAUGAAGACUACGAUGAUCCACCAGUACAACUGUUGCGCGGUCCACCCGGUCCGCCCGGCAUGCCCGGUAAGGAUGGUCGCGACGGACGUGACGGUGCUAAAGGCGAUGCGGGCGAACCCGGAGAGCCAGGUUCGUUGGGUCCACGUGGUUUGGAUGGGCUACCUGGUGAGCCAGGCAUUGAGGGGCCACCUGGCCUACCUGGUUACCAAGGUCCCCCUGGUGAGAAAGGUGAUCGAGGCGAUAUUGGACCACCCGGUCUAAUGGGUCCACCUGGACUGCCGGGUCCACCUGGUUAUCCGGGUGUGAAGGGUGACAAAGGCGAUCGCGGUGAUUCAAAGUAUAGAAAAAUGCGUCGGCGACAAGAUGAUGGAAUGUCAGAUCAGCCCCAUAUGCCCACCAUUGAAUAU